AUGUCUCAAACUUAUUCUCAUAGAUUAACAAAAUAUGUUCACGUUCAGGAUAAAUUAGGUCCAAAUCAAACGGCUAAACGUGCUAUAUGCAAAGCUUGUGAAAGCCAUGAACAUAUCUUUGAGAAGGGAAAAAAUGAAAGCCUUGAACUGUGGGAAUAUUGGAUCGAUGAAGAUCAAGAAUUAAUGAUGUAUGAACACCAUGAUGAAAGUAUGGCGUGUACUGCUGUUAGAUCAUUAAGACAAGCAAGAGAACAAAAUAAUACAGCCAUGUCUAUUAUUUCAUCAGAUUCUAGAGUUUCAAAUAAUAAUACACGAAUGUCAGAAGCUUCCUCAAUCUCAUCACGUGCAAGUGAAAUUACAUAUUCUAAGAAAAAAAAAAUAAAUUAUUCACUUGAUGCAUAUGUUACUCGCCCCUUAUCAACUAGCCAAAAGUAUGAAUUUAAUCGUUGUCUCCUACGUUUAGUAGUUCAAAUGGGCUCUCAUUUUGAUUUAUUGAAUUUAGAAAAAGCCAAAGUUUCUAUUCUCUCUGAAUCACAAGAACCAGUUACAAUUAUGUUUGACGGUUGGAAGAAUGUGCAUUGUCAAGAAAUUCUGGGUGCUAUUAUUCUCUCUGCAUCAAAUCAGCUAUAUAUAUGGGGUGCCGAAGAUAUUAGCAAUUUAGCCAUGGUUACGGAUAGUGCAUCAGCAUAUGCCUCUGCGCGUCAAGCAAUGAAGAAUGCUAUUGGAAUCACAUCAUAUUUUACUGAUAAACGGCAUUCAAAGGCAAUAUCAUUACUUCGUGAUGAGCACAUUCUAAACUAUUUUCAGCAUGAUGCAGCUAAUCUUUUUGAUGUUGCAUAUGCAUUUGGAUAUGUAGCACAACAGUAUGAAAAUAAUGUUAAUGGAUUUGGUUAUAAAAUGCAACAAAAACUUGAAAAAAGAUGGGCGGAAUGGGAACAACCUCUCCUUUUAUUGGCAAUUAUAUUUCACCCACAAUAUUGUAUUCAAGCCUUUACUGAACGAUUUGAAAAUACUAUUGAAACUAUCUCAGCAGAAAAUAAAAAUAUGGCAAUGAAUAAUGUUAUUGG
Molecule: messenger RNA, 1067 nt
Organism: Dentiscutata erythropus
Lineage: Eukaryota; Fungi; Glomeromycota; Glomeromycetes; Diversisporales; Gigasporaceae
Source: the annotation of a GenBank genome assembly